Molecule: messenger RNA, 6032 nt
Organism: Oncorhynchus kisutch (coho salmon)
Lineage: Eukaryota; Metazoa; Chordata; Actinopteri; Salmoniformes; Salmonidae
Product: transcription initiation factor TFIID subunit 2
Exons: 27
Coding region: 434-4087 (1217 amino acids)
Biological process (GO): transcription initiation at RNA polymerase II promoter
Cellular component (GO): transcription factor TFIID complex
Molecular function (GO): chromatin binding; transcription cis-regulatory region binding; RNA polymerase II general transcription initiation factor activity
Source: RefSeq, a predicted model, not a curated record
AAUCACAAAACAUGAAUGAGAAGAACUUUGAGCUGUCGCUCAGACGGAGAGGAUAUAGUUUCAUGUUUUUGGAGCUCAACAUUGACAAAAAUGCUCAUUUGAAACCGAAAUAAUUCUUGCAAAGCUGAAUGAUAGUCUUUGGUAGCGUGCAUAUCUGGAAAAGGUGUUUGAGACACUGAUAGCAUUGCACAGAUAGCCGGCGUGGAAGAAUGGCUGGAAGUGUUGUGUUAACUGGCUAACGUUAGCACUAGCCAACUGACUGACUAGCUAGCUAAAUCGCCACAUUCGCGGCGCAUGAACUCAUUGCAUUGGGAUUUAUUAGGACUGGAAAUACAUGUAUUUUUUUGUGGAUACAGGAAGAACUUUCCAGUCCACACGACCAUCGCGUCAAACCCGUAGUUCACGAACAUGAUCAAAUUCAUAUACCGUAUCAAUGCAUGAAGUCAAGAUGAACAGGAAGAAGGACAAGGGAUUUGAGAGCCCGCGGCCUUUUAAAUUGACUCACCAGGUUGUCUGCAUCAACAACAUCAACUUUCAAAGAAAGUCUGUGAUUGGCUUUGUGGAGCUGACCAUCUUCCCAACUGUGGUCAACCUGAACCGGAUCAAACUCAACAGCAAGCAGUGCAGGAUCUACAGGGUCCGAGUCAACGACCUAGAAGCACCAUUCAUUUACAAUGACCCUACUCUAGAGGUCUGCCACCACGAGUCCAAGCAGAGGAACCUGAACUAUUUCUCCAGUGCCUACACAGCAGCAGUCAGUGCUGUGGACCCAGAUGCAGGACACGGCGAGCUGGUCAUCAAAGUCCCCUCGGAGCUGUGGAAGCAAGGAGACGAGAUGAAUGUGCUGAAGGUGUACAUAGAGUUCUCUCUGGACCAGCCUAAAGGAGGCCUUCACUUUGUGGUGCCCGACGUAGAGGGGAGCAUGGCUGAGAGAGGAGCACACGUCUUCUCCUUCGGAUACCAGAACUCCACAAGGUUCUGGUUCCCCUGUGUGGACUCAUACUCAGAGCUGUGCACCUGGAAGCUGGAGUUCACAGUGGAUGCCUCUAUGGUAGCUGUGUCCUGUGGGGACUUGGUAGAGACUGUCUAUACCCAUGACAUGAGGAAGAAGACCUUCCACUACGUCCUCCCCAUCCCCACCGCCGCCUCCAACAUCUCACUGUCUGUCGGGCCCUUUGAGAUCCUGGUCGACCCCUACAUGCAUGAGGUCACCCACUUCUGUUUACCCCAGCUCCUGCCCCUGUUGAAACACUCCAUGUCCUACCUGCAUGAGAUCUUUGAGUUCUACGAGGAGAUCCUGACCUGUCGAUAUCCUUACUCCUGCUUCAAGACUGUGUUUGUGGACGAGGCCUACGUCCAGGUGUCUUCCUACGCGUCGAUGAGCAUCUUCAGUACUAAUCUGCUCCACAGUGCCAUGAUCAUAGACCAGACCCCCCUGACCAGACAGUGUUUAGCUCAGGCCCUGGCCCAGCAGUUCUUUGGCUGCUUCAUCUCCAGGAUGUCCUGGGCUGAUGAGUGGGUGCUGAAGGGGAUCUCUGGCUACAUCUAUGGUCUGUACCUGAAGAAGACCUUUGGCGUGAACCAGUACCGCCAUUGGAUCAAAGAGGAACUGGACAAGAUGGUGGAGUACGAGCUGAAGAUGGGAGGAGUUCUCUUACACCCGACCUUCGGUGGAGGCAAAGACAAGGACAACCCUACCCCUCACCUCCACUUCUCCAUCAAGCACCCUCACACCCUGUCCUGGAAGUACUAUAAGAUGUUCCAGUGUAAAGCCCACCUGGUCAUGAGGCUCAUUGAGAACAGGAUCAGCAUGGAGUUCAUGCUGCAGGUGUUCAACAAGUUACUAAGCCUGGCCAGUACAGCGUCCUCGCAGAAGUACCAGUCACACAUGUGGAGUCAGAUGCUGGUAUCCACCCACAGCUUCCUCAAGUCCAUCUCCAACGUGUCGGGGAAGGACAUAGGACCCCUCAUCAAGCAGUGGGUAGACCAGAGUGCGGUGGUGAAGUUCUUUGGCAGUUUUGCCUUCAACAGGAAACGGAACGUUCUAGAACUGGAGAUUCGGCAGGACUACACCUCCUCUGGAACACAGAAAUAUGUGGGACCCAUCAAGGUGACAGUCCAGGAGCUGGAUGGGUCCUUCAACCACACGCUGCAGAUCGAAGAGAACAGCCUGAAGCACGACAUCCCCUGCCACUCCAAGAGCAGACGAAACAAGAAGAAGAAGAUUCCUUUGAUGAACGGAGAGGAGGUUGACAUGGACCUGUCUGCUAUGGAUGCGGAUUCUCCCUUGCUGUGGAUCCGGAUCGAUCCGGACAUGUCCAUCCUGCGUAAGGUGGAGUUUGAGCAGGCAGACUUCAUGUGGCAGUACCAGCUCAGGUACGAGCGUGACGUCGUGGCCCAGGAGGAGUCUAUUUUAGCCCUGGAGAAGUUCCCCACGCCGGCCUCCCGUCUGGCCCUCACUGACAUCCUAGAACAGGACCAGUGUUUCUACAAGGUCCGCCAGGGCGCCUGCUUCUGCCUCGCCAAGAUCGCCAACUCCAUGAUGAGCACCUGGACCGGUCCUCCAGCCAUGAAGUCUCUGUUCACCAGAAUGUUCUGCUGUAAGAGCUGUCCAAACAUCGUCAAGACCAACACCUUCAUCAGCUUCCAGAGCUACUUCCUACAGAAGACCAUGCCUGUAGCCAUGGCUCAGCUCAGAGACAUCCAGAACCUCUGUCCCAAAGACGUCCUCAACUUCAUCCUGGACCUCAUCAAGUACAACGACAACAGGAAGAACAAGUUCUCCGACAACUACUACCGUGCCGAGCUGAUUGAUGCCCUCACCAACUCCCUGACCCCGGCCAUCAGCAUCAGUAACGAGGUGCGCACCGUGGACAACCUCAACGGAGAUGUACGUCUCAUCCUGGAGGAGAUCACACGGUCUCUUAACAUGGAGAAACUACUGCCCAGCUACCGCAACACCAUCACUGUCAGUUGUCUCAGAGCUAUCCGGAUGCUCCAGAAGAAUGGUCAUAUUCCCAGUGAUCCCUCUCUGUUUAAAUCCUAUGCAGAAUAUGGACACUUUGUGGAUGUUCGUGUCGCAGCGCUGGAAGCUGUGGUGGACUACACAAGAGUUGACAGGAGCUCCGUGGAACUGCAGUGGCUGCUCAACAUGGUCCAGAAUGACCCGGCUCACUACAUCAGACACAAGAUCCUAAGCAUGCUGGGUAAAAACCCUCCCUUCACCAAAGCAGCCGAGUCUCCACUCUGCAACGAGGCUCUGGUCGACCAGCUGUGGAAACUCAUGAACUCAGGUACGUCUCAUGACUGGCGGUUGCGGUGUGACGCGGUGAAUCUGUACUACACUCUGUUUGGUCUGACGCGUCCCUCCUGCCUGCCCCUGCCCGAGCUGGGCCUGGUACUCAACCUCAAGGAGAAGAAGGCCGUGCUCAACCCCACUAUCAAGCCUGAACAGGGACCAGACACCACAGAGAUGACUGGCAUCACCAUGGGCGUUCAUAUCCCUGUCAUGGGCUUCACUAGCAGUCUGGAUGAGGGCCUGAUCACCAUGGAGACAGUGUCCAGCGUGUCUAUGUCCAGUGGUGUGGCCCCACCCCCUCAGGGUCUGAAGAGGAAGUUGGACAGUGUCGUUGGCCCGCUGGGCUCGUCCUCACCGGAGCCAGGCCAGGUCCUGCAGGAAGAGGACACCAGUAAAAAAUUCAAGAUCAGAUUCAACACCGUAGAGGAAGAUGAGAUUGACAUGGAGAGUCCCCAUGACAGCCAGGCAUUCAUCCACCACCACCUCAACAUCCUGGAGAGGCCAUCCACACCAGGUAAGGAACCUCCAGCCGUGGACCAGGCCGUCCUCUCCCUGCCUGUCACCCCUUUACCUUCUUCCUUCGGCAAAGAGUCCACCUCUUCCUCCAAACACAGCGGUGACCACCACCAUCACCACCACCACCACGAGCACAAGAAGAAGAAGAAGAAGAAGCACAAACAUAAACACAAACACAAACAUGAGAGUAAAGACAAGGAGAGGGACUCCCAUGCCUUCAGUAACAGCCCUGCUAGUGGACGCUCUGUGAGGUCUCCAUCCAUGUCUGACUAGAACACAGCUCUGCCUCCUGGUUGGUCCUUCAGUAACAGCCCUGCUAGUGGACGCUCUGUGAGGUCUCCAUCCAUGUCUGACUAGAACACAGCUCUGCCUCCUGGUUGGUCCUUCAGUAACAGCCCUGCUAGUGGACGCUCUGUGAGGUCUCCAUCCAUGUCUGACUAGAACACCGCUCUGCCUCCUGGUUGGUCCUUCAGUAACAGCCCUGCUAGUGGACGCUCUGUGAGGUCUCCAUCCAUGUCUGACUAGAACACAGCUCUGCCUCCUGGUUGGUCCUUCAGUAACAGCCCUGCUAGUGGACGCUCUGUGAGGUCUCCAUCCAUGUCUGACUAGAACACCGCUCUGCCUCCUGGUUGGUCCUUCAGUAACAGCCCUGCUAGUGGACGCUCUGUGAGGUCUCCAUCCAUGUCUGACUAGAACACAGCUCUGCCUCCUGGUUGGUCCUUCAGUAACAGCCCUGCUAGUGGACGCUCUGUGAGGUCUCCAUCCAUGUCUGACUGAGCUGUGAAACAUCAUCCUCAAGACUAGACUCCAACUCCUCUGAAUAGACCUAUGUGUCAACUAGUUUGCUAUGUGUCAACUAGCCUGGAAUCCACACUAAAUAUUGCUUGUUUCAGAGCUAAGUUUAGUUUGAAUUUGGAAAAUGGAGCAAUAUUCAGUGUGGAUCCAGGGCUGGCCCUGCAGUCAGUGUAGGAAUGUGUGUAGCCUAACCAACAUUCUGUGACGUCUUCAUUAACCACACAGAGAGGCAGACCUGUGGGCCUCUCCAGAAAGGGAGCCCUUUGGUUUUAAAAGCAUCCCAGUCUCCAAUCACCUUAACCACACACAUACACACCCACCACACACACACACUUCUGGCUGUGCCCGAACCUGUCUGUCUCCUACCAUCAUCAACAACAUUUUCAGUUAGUGGCUGUGCGUCCUCACAAGGGAACCUCUUCAGCUUGUUGAACCCGGUCUCACAGACUGCCACUAGACUUUCCCCCACGUUGCCCUGGACAUGGACUUACAGGUUUACUUUAACCCUGCAAUUAAACUAAGAGGAGAAAUUCCACUCUCGUUCAGAGACCCAAUCAAUUCAAAGAUGGCAGAAUCAAGAAUGAGAUGUUUCUAAACGUGUAGGAUGUAGAAUGUAUAGUAAAAUAUAAAUUGUCUCUAAUUAGGUGGACCUGCAGUAGACCAUGACUGUUUUGCGUUCUAAACCACACCCUAUGCGUUAUAUAGUACACUACGUUUGACCAGGGCCCAUACGGCUCUGGUCAAAAGUAGUGCAUUUUAUUGGGAAUGGGGUGCCAUUUUGGAUGUAGCCGUGACUAAUAGCCUAAUUGCUGCCCUGUAUGACAUCACCAUACUGAAGAGUCAUUGGGUUGUUCUAUACCUGUUUCUAUUGCAUUCAUAUGGCACUGUUUCUAACCAUGCAUGGGGCGGCAGCGUAGCCUAGUGGUUAGAGCGUUGGACUAGUAACCGGAAGGUUGCGAGUUCAAACCCCCGAGCUGACAAGGUACAAAUCUGUCGUUCUGCCCCUGAACAGGCAGUUAACCCACUGUUCCCAGGCCGUCAUUGAAAAUAAGAAUGUGUUCUUAACUGACUUGCCUGGUUAAAUAAAGGUUAAAAAAAAAAAACUGUUAAAGUCAUUAGAUUGUGUCCUUACCCAAUCAGUAACUAGAUUGUGGGUGGUCUCCUUGUCCCUCACCCAAUCAGUAACUAGAUUGUGGGUGGUCUCCUUGUCCCUCACCCAAUCAGUAACUAGAUUGUGGAUGGUCUCCUUGUCCCUCACCCAAUCAGUAACUAGAUUGUGGAUGGUCUCCUUGUCCCUCACCCAAUCAGUAACUGUUCUGUUCUUUAUUCAUUAUGUACUCCAGUUGUGUUGAAACCUUUUCUUCUAGGUUGGACAUGAAUACAUUAUCAUAAAGAUGAUGGAAAAUAAAGCUUCAAGAAUGUG